Lytechinus pictus (painted urchin) is the source of this 2162-nucleotide messenger RNA. RefSeq lists its product as uncharacterized. Lineage: Eukaryota; Metazoa; Echinodermata; Echinoidea; Temnopleuroida; Toxopneustidae. The coding region runs from base 1 to 2157 and encodes 718 amino acids. Gene Ontology annotation, molecular function: DNA-binding transcription factor activity, RNA polymerase II-specific; RNA polymerase II cis-regulatory region sequence-specific DNA binding. The transcript has 4 exons. Gene Ontology annotation, cellular component: nucleus. Gene Ontology annotation, biological process: sex differentiation; regulation of transcription by RNA polymerase II. The record is from RefSeq and is a predicted model, not a curated record.
AUGCGGAUCGACACCAUUGAUGUAGAUCUAGGCCUAGAUCUAGACCUACAACUAGUUGUUCCGCCAGAGUCUGCAAAUAAAAAGGGAGAAGAUGGCGCAGAUGUGAAUGGUCGGGAAGAUGAGUCACAAAGAUGUCUCCCCCUUAAGAAAAGGCAUCCAACCUGCGCUCGAUGCCGAAACCACGGACUCAUCGUGGACCUCAAAGGCCACAAGCAUUUAUGCGAAUACCGUGACUGCCUCUGCACUCGAUGUAACCUAGUGAUUCAACGGCGGGUAGUGAUGGCGAAGCAGGUAGCCCUAAGUCGAGAGCAGUUGAAGCAACAGAGACAAGACCACAGUUUAUCUCAACAGCUACAGGUCAGUCAAGGUUCCUCACAGGGUAUACCAUCGUCUCCAACAGUUAUUGAUCUCAUUUCUGAAAGUACAAGGUCAGAGGAGAGGGCGAAUUCUGUCGUUCAACUUUCACCGGAUUCGACAAAUAUCGAAUACAAUAGUCCAUAUUCUUCUUGGGACUCGCCUCCGAUGAAUUUGUCACAGCCGACACAAAUGACGUUGACUCCUCAGAAAGCAUCAAGCCAAGCUUCGCGGUCAUCUCCCACAUCUUUCCAAGCAGUUCAGGAAAGCGAAACAUAUAGACCACGAAUGGUCUUCUUGACAAGCCCUUCGAAUAGAUCGUUAAUACCACACCCCGUGGUACCUUACCCAGCUAGUGCCCCGAGAAUUGUCUAUAACAGCGACAAUAUCCCCGGAGCUUCGGCCUUUAUCAACUAUGCGUCGUCUCAAGGCAAUUUUGACCACGCGCUAGAGUACUCUCCUACGUCAUAUCACACGCCUCAAUUAAAUGAAAUGUAUCGACCCCAGCCUUUAGUCGGUGCCAACCAAAUGGCAAGACCAUUCGUACCAAGUCCCACCAUACCGAUGGCAUCUGACGAAUCUAUCAACCAACAUAUUGGAUAUAUUCCCAGUCAAACGGCAACCUAUUCCGCCAACCUUUCGUCAGCUCAUGGUGUUACAGGACAAACGUCAGAGUAUCCCUUACAUCCAAGAUCAACAUUCCAUUCAUCACUGGUGGAUGAGACGUACCGGUGCCAAGUAUCGAUAACUUCAAAUUAUCCAACUGGACCAGUUUUCCAUUGUCCCAUGGUGCCACAUCAACCAUUUGACGCAGUCUCUGCAUAUCGCGAUAGUUACAUGUUGGCAAACUCACAGGUGGCUUCUAGCUCCGCCAUGCAUAUUGAUUCAAUGUCGGAGACCCAACCGCCUUCAGAGGAAGCAACAGACCUGUCUAAUAUCCCGUACUGUCAAGUUAAAGAGCAUGCGGACCUGCUGCAUCAGAUACCGCUGUCAAGUUCGUUAAGGGUUUCAUCAUUCGUAAACCAAUCAGCACAAAACUUCAUGCCGGCCCAAGAAUAUUACAGCAAUCCAGAUAGAUAUACUUCAUGCUCUUUGCCAGCAGAUUCGGCAACAGCAGCGUAUUUAUUUCAAACAGGAGAUAAAGCUAUGUUAUCUUCUGAAAAUGACAUCUCAUUCCAGGGUGUCGACCUUACUAGACGGCCCCAAAUCGAUACAACACCACUGCAACCAGAAAAAAUCCAUCUGAAUCACGCUGACGGCUUUUCUUCUAGGUCAGUACCAUUAACUACGACACAGCAAGAAAUCGCAGUUAAUAUUUCAAAAGAACCAACCUACAAAUCUCGUCGACCUUUUCCUCUUAGGAUCACCAUCCCGUCCCUGAAUCUAUCAGAUAGAUUCACCGACAGUCCGUCUCCAAGUCCCAUGGACCCAUCGCCAACUUUCACACCAUCAAACUUAAGCAUUCUCACUAACACCUCUCUGCCGACAAGUGAUAUUCCAUCUCCUGGAUUCUUUACUGCGUCUCUCCCUUCCUUCAACUACCCAUCUCCUACAUUGCCCACUCAGAGCUCUCCCGUCUUUAGUUACCCAUCUCCUUACACCAAUCCCUCUAAGCAUGCAGGAUUGCCGUCUUUCCAAAGUCUGACGGACUCGAUUUUACCUGUGACGCAAAGCAGCCGGUUGCCUUCAAAUUUCGCGGAGCAGGUUCGGAUCCCGCCGAAAUAUGACGAAGACUUUGACAACGACCAUGAUCACGAGAGUGACGAAAUUGACGUUUGUUCUUUGAACCCUUAUGCCCGGUGAAAAGG